GGGUUAUAUAAUUCUAGCCUGAACCUGUCUUGUGUUUACAUCACAAAUUGACCUGUGGCAAAAGACUUUCUGUUAAAAAAAAAAAUCAGUCUAAAACAAUGACAGCAGCUCUAAUAAUGAAUGUAAAUGUUGAUUUAGCUGUGUUUGUAUCAGUUCCAGAGAACCCAGAAAAUGUGUUUACGCUAAGGAAAUUUGAGGGGAGACUUAGAAAUGGCGUAAAUUUCACAAAAAGGAGUGAUGCGUGUGACGUAAUCCCAAAGGUGAGUGAAUUAACAGAGAUGACACUUGAGGUUUUACCUGCUCAAGGGACCAAAAGGAAGGCUGACACAAAGCCUGAGAAACAGAAAGUCGAAGACGCCAAGACAGUUGUGGCGGCCAAAGCGAGCGAACAAAAGGCGAACACAAAAAGAGGGACCAUCAAAAGACUCAAAAGUACGUUACCAGUGAAGACAACGAUGGCUGAAGCGACCAUAGAAAAGUCUUUCACAAAACCUGAGAGCCUCAUAAGGAAGCAAAGGUCCAAAGCCGCAGAAUUGUCUAUGACGGCCACAGCGACCAGGUUAGUGUCUGGCCCAAAACAAAAGACUCUCACAAGUAAGCAAAAAGUCAAAGCCCAAAAGUCACCUGUGAAGGCAGUGCAAGUUAAAGGAAUCAAGGAAAAGUCUGGCACUAAAUCUGUGGUGCACAUAACGAAACAGAAGAGCAAAGUCGCAAAAAAGCUUGUUAAGACUGUGCCACAAAAAGGGACCAAACUGAAAUCUGGCGCAAAACGAAAGACCACAAGCAAGCAAAGAGUCAAAGUCAAAAAGUUACCAGUUAAGGCUGUGCCGGUAAAAGUAUCCAAAGUAAUGUCCGGCAAAAAUCGAGAUCAUCUCCGCCUUAAGAAGACUGUCGGGACAAAGGCAACAAAGCGGAAGGCUGAUGAUAUAAGAGAAGAUGCCACCAGAAAGAAGCAGCGGGUUGAAGAUACCGUUGCGAUCGAGAAGAAUCUUCUGCCUCGAGGCAGCAACAGACCAUCUGGCACAACCCUCAAAAGGGAGCAGAAAGGUAAACCAACUGAAGGGUCUGUCAACGCGACCAAACGGAAACACAACACAAAAACCGACACUUUCAUAACGAAGCAGAGGGUCAAGGAUACCAAAGUUUUGUGGAAGACUAUGCAGGAUAAAGGCAACAAGAGACACUGUGUCACAAAAGCAGAGACCCUCAUAAGUGAGCAGAGAGUCAAAUCUACUAAGGUGUCUGGGAAAGCAGCGCCACCUCGAGGACCUUUGGAAGACAAAGCAAACUGGGUGCAUGAGAAAGCUCUGCCAGCCGAGAGGGAGUCUUUCCUGAAACCAAAAACGUCUUUCUUAGAGCAAAUGAAAACAAUACUCUCCAGUGCAACAAGCAGAACCACGUUUGAGACCAGAUAUGAGAAGUUUGCCAAGAUUGGCGAAGGAGGCUUUGGAUCAGUCUAUGCAGGUCACAGGAAAAUAGACUAUAAUCCAGUGGCGAUCAAAUACAUUCCCAAAGCAAAAGUAAAAAAUGUCCCAUUGAGCAUAAACGGAAAGGUGCAGAAGGUCCCCUUGGAGGCCGUCUUCAUGCUGCAAGCAUCCAGUAUUAAGAACUCGGAUGGGAAAUCAGCAGUCGUAUCCCUGCUGGACAUAUGCGAUCUGGAGAAAGACGUCGUUCUGGUUAUGGAGAGGCCGGACCACUCUGUGGCUUUGUCUACAUACUUGACCCGGCGGACACUCGGUCUACUUGAGGAGGAUGAGGCAAAGUACAUCAUGAGGCAGCUGGUCGACGCCGCCAUCAAAAUGCACGCUGCCAACAUCUUCCAUCGAGAUCUAAAGCAGGAAAACAUUCUGCUGGAGGCCUCGCCCGGCGUCACCCGAGUGCGGGUCAUAGACUUUGGCUGCAGCUGCUUAGUCAGCAUGGAACCAUACCAUGACUAUUUUGGUAAGACAUUGAGUUUCGGCACUGAUGAUGUGUGGCAAUUGCCAGUGUCAUUGCUGUUCUCCGUCCAUUCCGUUGAAGGAACCUUAAAGUACGCUCCUCCAGAGUAUACGCAUAAGCGUCCGUAUUGCGCCGGUCCGACCACGGUGUGGCAUUUGGGUGCGCUACUUUUUGAACUGCUGGAUGGUACGCAUCGAUUCGACACGUGCAUGUUCCUUUCCAAGGGGCUUCAACUAAAUAGGGAUCUGUCUGAAGGUGAGAUACUGUGAAUAAUUGCAUUCCCUAUGACAGUAUACAGUAUACCAACAUCUCACUGUAGCCCAGUGGUUCUCAAACCUUCUACACUACGCACCACUUAACAAAAAUUCUUAGCUCCCCAAGUAAAUGACUAACAGUAAAAUACAGUUGUGCAGGCUUUAUUCCUAUAACGUACUCUAUAUGCAAUAUUAUUGUAAGUCACUGUAACAUUAUGCCAGUUUCAA
Molecule: messenger RNA, 2420 nt
Organism: Phycodurus eques (leafy seadragon)
Lineage: Eukaryota; Metazoa; Chordata; Actinopteri; Syngnathiformes; Syngnathidae
Product: probable myosin light chain kinase DDB_G0279831
Exons: 5
Coding region: 99-2207 (702 amino acids)
Biological process (GO): protein autophosphorylation; regulation of mitotic cell cycle; negative regulation of apoptotic process
Cellular component (GO): cytoplasm
Molecular function (GO): ATP binding; protein serine/threonine kinase activity
Source: RefSeq, a predicted model, not a curated record